Molecule: messenger RNA, 3131 nt
Organism: Trichomycterus rosablanca
Lineage: Eukaryota; Metazoa; Chordata; Actinopteri; Siluriformes; Trichomycteridae
Gene: ubqln4
Product: ubiquilin 4
Exons: 11
Coding region: 1-1782 (593 amino acids)
Biological process (GO): ubiquitin-dependent protein catabolic process
Cellular component (GO): cytosol
Molecular function (GO): polyubiquitin modification-dependent protein binding
Source: RefSeq, a predicted model, not a curated record
AUGGCGGAGAACAGUGGCACAGAUCCUGCCGUGGACCCGAAACCUGAGGAAAAUGCUGCCGCCAGCGGGACCAUCAUUAUGGUCACUGUUAAAACACCUAAAGAUAAGGAGGAAAUAGCGAUCUCUGAGGAUGCGUCUGUUGCACAGUUCAAAGAAGAAAUCUCGAAAAGGUUCAAGGCAAAGCAGGACCAGUUAGUUCUCAUUUUUGCCGGGAAAAUCCUUAAAGAUGGGGACAUGCUGACGCAGCACGGCAUAAAGGAUGGCCUUACUGUUCACCUGGUUAUCAAAACUGCACAAAAACCCACUGGUGGCAGUCCGACAGAUUCGUCUAGCUCUGGUGCGCCGCAGGGCAGCAGUGGCAAUGCAGGCACUGCUAACGCUAACCCAGCUGGCAACCUGGGCACGUCGCAGGGCAGCGGGACAUCGCCAGCCCCCUCACAGCCAGGCAACUUAUUUACUGGAUUUGGUGACCUGUCCAGUCUGGCCAACAUGGGCAUGGGUUCAUCCAACUUUAUGGAUCUCCAGCAGCAGAUGCAGAGGCAGCUCAUGUCCAACCCCGAGAUGCUGUCCCAGAUCAUGGAAAACCCUCUAGUUCAAAACAUGAUGUCCAACCCAGACCUGAUGAGGCAGAUGAUCAUGGCCAAUCCACAGAUGCAGCAGCUGAUGGAGCGCAACCCGGAAAUUUCACACAUGCUUAAUAAUCCUGAACUAAUGAGACAGACAAUGGAGUUGGCAAGGAACCCAGCCAUGAUGCAAGAGAUGAUGCGUAAUCAGGACCGGGCGCUCAGCAACCUGGAGAGCAUCCCCGGAGGAUACAACGCUUUAAGAAGGAUGUAUACAGACAUUCAGGAGCCCAUGUUUAGUGCUGCACGUGAGCAGUUUGGAAACAAUCCCUUCUCAGCCUUGGGUGGAAAUGCAGAGAAUUCAGGGGCUCAGCCUUCCAGGACAGAAAACCGAGAGCCACUACCCAAUCCCUGGGGAUCUACUGAGACAAGUUCCUCUGGGACUGGGACUGGCACUGGCACUGGCACCGGCACCUCCAGCAGUUCUAGCACAAGCUCCACCGCCCCCAGUGUGUCUAACCCCCUAGGCAUCAACGCUGCCAGCUUGGGCUCUGGCAUGUUCAACAGCCCGGGCAUGCAGAGCCUGAUGCAGCAGAUAUCGGAAAAUCCACAGCUUAUGCAGAACAUGCUUUCUGCUCCCUACAUGCGCAGUAUGAUGCAGUCCCUGGCCCAGAAUCCUGAUGUUGCCUCACAGGUGUUAAUGAACAACCCUCUGUUUGCUGGAAACCCCCAGCUACAGGAGCAGAUGAGGCACCAGUUGCCGGUAUUUUUACAGCAGAUGCAGAACCCUGAAGCUCUCUCUGUAAUGACGAACCCACGCGCCAUGCAAGCCCUUAUGCAGAUCCAGCAGGGUCUGCAAACCCUUCAGUCUGAAGCUCCAGGACUCAUGCCCAGUUUGAGUCCAGGUGGGCUUCCUGCCGGGGUUCCCACAGGAGUCAAUGUGACGCCUGAAAAUGUGCCUCCCCCCACCUCUGGACAAAGCUCCACCCCUGCUGCUGACACCAACUCCACCCAGCAGCAGCUCAUGCAGCAGAUGUUACAAAUGUUUGCUGGAGGAAGCGCAUCGACCCAGACCCCGGAGGUGCGUUUCCAGCAGCAGCUGGAGCAACUGAGUGCGAUGGGCUUUAUCAACAGAGAAGCUAACCUGCAGGCCCUCAUUGCCACGGGAGGAGACAUCAAUGCUGCCAUCGAAAGACUGCUCGGCUCUCAGCCUUCCUAAUCACAACGCCUAAACAUACCUAGAGACAAGUCAUGAAUACUGUCCCUCAUCACCUGAUAUCUGACAAAUAGACUGGGUUCCAGUUAAACACUUUAAUGUGGUUGAUCUAAAAGUCAUAGUAAAUUGAGGUUUCCAAAUUAGUUAGACCAGAAAAAACAGAUCUCAAAGUUAUGACGACAUGCUAACUUCCCCCAUUCAUUACUGACUGCAUCCCUUAAUACUGUGGGACAAUACUGUGAACCAAGUGUAGGUUCUUCAUUCCUAGUAAUUGACACAUACUCACUUACGGCACUACUUCAUGGUUUUUGGGGAGUAGAAAAGCUUAAGUGUGACUUCCUAUGGCAAAGCAACCCUUCGUCUUUCUAGAAGAUGGUUGGUUUGCUUCAUGUUUUUGGUCUUCUCAAACUUGCCUGACUAAACCAGUAUUUAUUGCAGACACCUAGAGAUUACCUUUUACUUCCUUAUCGCCACUUCAUGAUUCACAGUGCUUUAAGACUUCCUUAUUCCUCAUUUGACAAUGUUAAAAUCCAAUAGAGGAAGAUGUUGGAAUUCAUGUGUAAGCAUUAUAAGAACCUCAUGCAGAUGAUCACUUACUCUUCAGCUAUUUAGAAGAUAAUGGAAUUUGAAAGAUUCAAGACAGUCAUCUGUUUAGUCUUUCUUGCCUUUCAGCAGCAGUGUGAAUGGAUUUGGUAAAGCUUGUGGUUAUGGGAUAAGGUUGUAACAAGGCAUCAAUAAAAACUUUUCAGCUUACAAGCCAUGUUGAAUGCAGACACCAUUUGUUUUUACUAAAUCUUUUAUGCUUUGACAUAGAAGUACUCGAUGUGUAAAGAUUUUUUUUUUGUGUGCUGGAUACACCAACUAAAAGUUGAUCUGGUAAACCUGGUAACAGCACGAAAGUGAUGCUAGCUUAUUUGUGCAUCACAGUGCUAACCAACAGUCUAAUGAAACAGUUUUGAUGUGAAUUAAAAUGUAUUCAUUCAAAAUGUAUUUUUGCUUUUUGCUGCACAUCCUAAUCCACUAUUUAAUCUCUGAUCUGUAUGAAUUACAUUAUUACAUUGCAAUAAUUUGAUUCAAACUUGGGUCAGUAUGUUUUUUCAACUCUUUUUUUAAAUUUUUACUCUUAGGUCAGCAUGAAAAAUGACACUACAUUGAAUAAAUAGUUUAGCUAAAAAGUAACAAAAGAGUGACAUUUUUAUUCCCAAUCCACAGAUAUAGGCCAUUGAAGAUAUGUUUGGUGUCCGGUUGUUGACUAAGAUUAUUAACUAGUUCUGUAAGUGUAGUAUUAAAUAAAUAAAUUCUCUUUAACAAAUGUGCAGUGAUUAAAGUUAGUGACGAAGAUUCAAUUUUAA